UGCAUUCCAGCAGGUAGAAGGGGCGGGUCUGGCGGGUGAACAGGUGUAUAAAUAUAACAGGUGUGGAGCAGGGGAGAGGAAGAGAGACACAGCAGGACCCAGAGUUAACGUCCCAGUCAAGACAAAAGUGGCACUGAGAACAGAGCACUCGGCAACAUGAUCAAGGGGCUUUUGUCUGUGUUCCUGGUCCUGGCGGCCGUCUCCUCCUCCUUGGGGAAACCUGAGAAGCCGGCAGCCAAGAAGGAGAAGAGGGUCCCUCAAACCCUCUCCAGAGGAUGGGGUGAUCAGCUGAUCUGGGCCCAGACUUAUGAGGAGGCUUUGUUCAAAGCCAAGUCAAACAACAAGCCCCUAAUGGUCAUCCAUCACCUGGAGGACUGCCCACACAGCUUGGCUCUGAAGAAGGCGUUUGCCAACAGCAAAGAGAUCCAGAAGAUGGCUGACGAAGACUUCAUCCUUCUCAACCUUGUGUACGAAACCACAGAUAAGCACCUGUCUCCUGAUGGCCAGUACGUUCCCAGGAUCCUGUUUGUGGAUCCCUCUCUGACUGUCAGAGCUGACAUCACUGGCCGAUAUGCAAACCGCAUGUACGCCUACGAGCCCUCUGACAUCAACCUCUUGAUCAGCAACAUGCAGAAGGCCAAGAAGCUGCUGAAGACGGAGCUGUGAGGGUCAUGAACUUUGACCUUCGGCAUCUGUCUGUGGGGUGUGGCGGGGGUAGCGUCACACUGCCAUAAAAGUUUACUGAUGUAAAAGCCAAGCACUGUAAAGUCUUCAGUUUCAAAGGAUAUGAUCGUCUUUCAUAUCCCCUGUAGCUUCUCUCAUUGUUAUUUUUAUUGCCUGAUUGUUUGUGUGAGGCCUCUCAGAUGUCUGUCUUUUUAAUAAACACAGCAACUGCAACAAAA
Messenger RNA from Megalops cyprinoides (Indo-Pacific tarpon), 902 nucleotides. RefSeq names its product anterior gradient 2 (gene agr2). NCBI's taxonomy places the organism in Eukaryota, Metazoa, Chordata, Actinopteri, Elopiformes, Megalopidae. The transcript has 8 exons. Gene Ontology annotation, cellular component: endoplasmic reticulum. Bases 157 to 666 code for a protein of 169 amino acids. The record is from RefSeq and is a predicted model, not a curated record.